UCCUAUGUCAUCAACUCAAGGCGCUUUGUUGUUCUUUCGGGAUAGAAAGACAGAGAAAAUGAAUUUAAACUCGUUGUAAACAGCGUGGGUCAAGCAAAGAUAUCGUGCCAUUUGGCUCAGUAUAAUCAAACGCCAACCAGGUGUGGAGUUAAUCCGGUGUCGUCUGCAGGAAAACUGGCAUAUUUGUGGGACUAAACAAUCUCAACAGUGAGCUAGCAUUAGCCUCUCCGGGAGGGUUUCCAGAUUGGAGCGGAAGGGAUUCCAGGCACUGGGAAGAAGGGGGUAAAUCUUUGCUAGGAUGCCUCACGCAAGUUGGAAAAAAACUGUAUUUUACAGAUCAGCUUGGAAUCGUGGCACUUCAACCCUGAAGUAUGUGUUUGUUUGACUGAUAAUCAAACUGCAGGUACAAUUUUAUGGUGGUUUUGUAACUGUUAACGUGCUAGUUUAGCGAGUUAGCCACGUAGCUACGUAGCCUUCUUCUGUAGGAAGACAUUUAAAAUGGCGGAAGACUGGCCCAUUCCUUCGGCCCUCGUCUUCAUGCUUUUGAGUUUGAGUGCCUGGGCCCUUGAGUCCUGUCCGGCUCCGUGCUCAUGUUCUGAAGGACAAGAUGGGCUCCAUAUCCUGGACUGUAAUAGAAAAAGGCUGUCGACGGCUCCCCUGGACCCACCAGAUGGGAUAACCCAAGUCACCAUGAACCACAAUGAGCUGACUGCUCUUCCGUAUCUUGGAGAUGUUUCCUCAAACAUCACGUCGCUGUCACUAGUCCACAAUCGGAUCUCAGAGCUGUCGAUGCAUCAGCUGCAGCCAUACGUUUCCUUGGAGACGCUGGACCUGACAUCUAACUCCAUCUCUGAGCUCAAAGUUGGAUCCUUUCCCUCCAUGCAACUGAAAUAUCUGAAUUUGACUAAUAACAAGAUCAGUGUCCUCGAGCCUGGCUGCUUUGAAAACAUCUCUAGCUCCCUGCUGGUGCUGAAGCUGAACAGGAACAGAUUAGCUGUGCUGACAUCCAAAGUCUUCAAACUUCCACAGCUUCAGUUCCUUGAAAUGAAGCGUAACAAGAUCAAGACAGUGGACAGCCUGACAUUCAAAGGGAUGGACUCACUGAGGUCACUGAAGAUGCAAAGGAACGGCAUCUCUAAGCUCAUGGAUGGAGCCUUUUUUGGACUUAAUAACAUCGAAGAACUAGAGUUGGAGCACAACAACCUAACCGAGGUCAACAAGGGUUGGCUGUAUGGCCUGCGCAUGCUGCGUAUCCUGCGGGUCAGCCAGAAUGCUGUCGGCAUCAUCCGACCAGACGCCUGGGAGUUUUGCCAAAAGCUGGAGGAAUUAGACCUGUCCUUCAAUCAUCUGACUAGACUGGAGGAGACAGCUUUUGUAGGAUUAGGUCUCCUGGAGAGCCUGAACCUGGGAGAGAACUCUAUCAGCCAUUUGGGAGAGGGAGUGUUCAGCAGCCUGGCCAGUCUGCGCACGUUAGAUAUCCGUAAUAAUGAAAUCUCCUGGGCGAUUGAAGAUUCCAUCGGUGUGUUUGAUGGGAUGAAAAAGCUGAACACACUAAUCCUUCAGCGGAACAAAAUUAAAUCGAUCACUAAGAAAGCGUUCGAGGGACUGGAGGAGCUGGAGCACCUGGACCUCAGCAAGAACGGCAUCAUGUCGAUACACCCUGAGGCGUUGUCCCACAUGAAGCUCAGAGUGUUUGUCCUGAACACGAGCAGCCUGCUGUGUGACUGCCACAUGCAGUGGCUGGGGCCUUGGCUGACUGACAGCCAGUUCCAGCAGUCUGUGUCCGCUAUCUGCGCCCAUCCUGCCAGCCUACUCGGUCGCAAUGUUCUUUCCAUCAGCCCAGAAGAGUUUGUUUGUGAUGAUUUCCCCAAACCGCAGAUCACAAGUCACCCGGAGACGUCCGUGGCACUGCGGGGGAACAACGUGACUCUGAGCUGCGUCGCGUCCAGCAGCAGCGAUUCGCCGAUGACCACGGCGUGGCGGAAAGACGGGGAGGUGCUGUAUGAUGCAGAAGUGCAAAACUAUGCGCAAUACCAGGAGGGAGAGCUGAUCUACACCACCGUGCUUCACCUCCUCAAUGUCAACUUCACCGAUGAAGGGCGCUACCAGUGUGUGGUAUCCAAUCACUUUGGCUCCAACUACUCCAACAGGGCCAAGCUUACCGUCAACGAACUGCCAUCCUUUCUUAAGACACCCAUGGAUCUGACUAUCCGGACUGGGACCAUGGCCAGGUUAGAGUGUGCCGCCGAAGGCCAUCCAUCACCCCAGAUUGCUUGGCAGAAGGACGGAGGCACCGACUUCCCCGCCGCCCGAGAGCGCAGGAUGCACGUGAUGCCCGACGACGACAUCUUCUUCAUCGCUAACGUGAAGACGGAAGACAUGGGAGUGUACAGCUGCACGGCUCAAAAUGCAGCUGGCAGCCUGUCAGCGAACGCUACGCUCACCGUCCUGGAAACUCCAUCCUUCAUGCGGCCGCUCGAAGACAGAACGGUGGCUCGCGGCGAAACCGCCGUGCUUCAGUGUAUAGCCGGAGGCAGCCCCGCCCCCCGCCUCAACUGGACCAAAGACGACGGGCCUCUGGUACUCACAGAGCGUCACUUCUUCGCCGCCGCUAACCAGCUCCUUAUCAUAGUCGACGCCGGUCCCGCCGACGCCGGGAAAUACACCUGCAUCAUGUCUAAUACUCUGGGAACAGAACGCGGUCACAUCUACCUGAGCGUCUCACCGUCACCAAACUGCGAUACCGGCGUGGGGUACGACCAGGACGGGUGGACCACCGUGGGCAUCGUGGUGAUCGUGGUCGUGUGCUGCGUGGUCGGAACCUCGCUGGUCUGGGUCAUCGUCAUCUACCACAUGCGCAGGAAGAGCGAAGACUACAGUAUCACCAACACAGAUGAGAUGAAUUUACCAGCAGACAUCCCCAGCUACCUGUCCUCUCAGGGUACUUUGUCAGAGCCUCAGGAGGGCUACAGUAACUCUGAGGCCGGCAGCCACCAGCAGCUCAUGCCUCCUCUCUCUAAUGGAUAUGUCCAUAAGGGCACAGACGGCGUGUGUUACGGAGACACGGGCAGCGAGGUGGAAACCGAGGGCAACGGCAUGCUGCACUGCAGGGUCGGCUCUCUGUUCACUGGCCGUAGCAGCUUCCACCCCGGAGAGGCUCGCGAGGGACUAGCUGGAGUCCCUGCAGGUGGCGCGGUCCCGCUGGUCAUCUGCUCCGACUGCUACGACAACGCCAACAUCUACUCUCGCACGCGGGACUACUGCCCCUACGCCUAUCUGGGGGAAGACGACCCGCUAGACAAGACUCUACCGGGCCUGAAGGAGAGCUUCAGUGAACACGCCCAGCAUGAGGACACGACACUGGAGAGCCUCAUCAACAACCGAGACUCCUCCGUCUUUCUCACCUCACACGACAAAAGGUUGAGCAGCCACACUCCUCCAGAGCACUACGCUAACGAUUCUCUUAGCAGGUCAUUCUGGGGAGAAGGGGAAGAUCCAUCUUCAAAACCCCAACCAGGCAUGUCCCAGCACCCAGUGACUGUACACAGGACACCCCCUCUGACUUCCUCUACCGACGGGGCAGAGGAACAGAGUGAAGCAGAGGCGGCGGACUGCUUUCCCAACCAAUGCACACAGAACCACAGAAGUGCCUCUAAUAGGACUAACCCUCAGGAGCAUCCCGCUCCCACAUAGGUCCUAACACUACACCCGUGUUCUGCCUCUGACUCCUCGUCGCUGCACCCCUCCUCCUUCACCCACUACCUCCUCACAUUCUGCCAAAGAUGCUCUCUUGUAUGUUUACAUUCCCCUUUUCACUCAAGAGGACAUGCUGAAUUUCUCUACUGUGGAAAAAGACUGCUGUGUCAGGCUGGGAAAAAAAAAAAACGGACAGGUGAUUUAAAGCGACCUCCUCCUCCUCGACACCUCCACCUCUGCAGGACCCCCUCACUCACACACACACACUCCACUAUAUUCUUUGUUCUCUUUUUCUAGAGAAAGCUAUGAAUGUAUGCUUCAAAGAGCCAUGUCGGAUGCUGCCAUGAGAGAAGAUAUGGUAGUGUCUUCACAAGCUCUCUCUCCUCUCCUUCCCUGCUGCUGUGAGGAUCAAAUUCUCGUGCCGGUGCGCAUCACACUGGCAAUUUUUGUCUCAUCACACCCGGUACAGACACCCGUCGGAGCAGCCCGCAUGACGUCGGUAGAAUCAGGAACCACCUCUUCCCAAGUGGGUAAAAAAAAAAAGGGGUUUAAAUAGGGGACAAUUCCCUGACCAGCAGUUUUGUGGUUGUUCAUACAGGAAAGAACCUUGAAAGCAUACAUCCUCACAUUCCCCACAGCCAUCCCUACUGACUCCAAACGAUGCUAUCUGGUUAUCCUGUUAUGCAAAUCCCAGAGACAGUGACACCAAAACGUGGUGUAUAUUAUGAAUAUAUAUGAAUAUAUCCUAUAUCAUCUUUAUCUGAGUUUGUUUUUUGUCAUACGUCAAAACGGAAUCGUUUAUUCCUUCAUUUCGUGUCUUUGUAAUAAUAAGCAGUUUGGGGAGAAAGCGUACAAUUUUUUUUGCACAUGUGACAAUCAUGGUUUUGCUGGCUAUUUGUUUCAUGGUUGUCUGUCGGAUGGCCUUUUUUUUUUGUUUUUUUUAAUAAGCAUUCUCAGUAACCUCCAUCAGGUGACUUUUAUGGUUUAUAUAGACAGUAUGCACUGACUUCUUUUUCCCUUUAUAUCUUACAGGCACUUAAUUUAAUGGUGGUAAACUUUAUUAUGCAGUGUGCAUGUCAUUUUACAUCGUGAGGAUUUAUCGUCACAGUUUUCUCUCAAAAAAAGUUCAUGAUCCUUCCGUAGAUGUCGAUAAAGGUUUUCACUUGGGACUGUGAAAAAAAAAUGAGAAUGUAUUAUAUUAUUUUCUACAUGUAUGUAUGUUAUUUUAUACAUGUACGUGUAUGUAUGCGUGCGUGUGUGUGUGUGUGUGUGUGUGUGUGUGUAUUAGGGCUGAACAAUUUUGAAAUAUAUCUAAUUAUUUUUACUGAUAUUGCACUCGCGAUAUGAUUUGCAAUAUUAGAGGGAAUGAUCACUUUUACAUCAUUAUUUUCAUCUUAAUUGAAAAACAUUCAAAUGAUUAUGGUGUGAUUAUUGCAGAGAUCUGUACCAAACAAAGAUGUUUUCUUAAGCCUGUAGAAUAUAUAUGAUAUAUAUAUAUAUGAUGUGUAGGCCAGGACGUCUCCGCAGCACCACAAUAUUUAAUUUAAAAUGGUAUAUUGACACACAAAAUUGCAGUAGGUCAUGUUGCGAUUUUGAUAAAAAUUUGAUUAAUUGUUCAGCUCUUAUAUGUAUGUAUGUAUAUGUAUGUGUGUGUGUGUGUGUGUGUGUGUGUGUGCGCGUGUACAUAAGGCUAGUAAUCUAUUAAGUUCCAUGUCUGUUUGCAGAGAGGUUCGAGACAUAAGCUGCAGUAACUUUUAAAACACUCAUUGUAAGCCUUUUAUUGUCCCAGAGUUAUCAUUGUUUUCUACGUGUCAUGUCAGGUAACAGGAUGAAAACAUUUUCUUUAAAAAAAAUGGGCGUCAUAGCGAUUAAACAGCUGCCAACUUCAGCUAUCUGUACUGUUUUCAAGGCGUCAGCUAUUAAACCGCUUUGAGGAUUUGAAAAUGCUUCUUCUUGUGCAAAGGAAAUUAGUCUUGUUUGAUCUUAUGAGUUCUCCUUAAAAAUCCUCUUGAUUAUUGCACUUCAGAGUUGCUCAGAUGUGAUUGGUUUUGGCUUUGUUUGUGACAGAAAUCUCACAUUUCCUCAAUAUAUUAAGCAAAUGAUAUUCUACUCAUUCUUCAUGGGUAUGGUGUCUGACAACAGAUUGCUUUCCAGAUUUGAAAGUUUUUCAUUUUCGUUAUUUCCAUUAUGGUGAUAAUCGGUACUGUCUGCUCUUCUCUGUUUGAUCAAGAGAGGACCCGUCAUGUUAAAGUAGUGCUACACUGAGUGUUCGAGGGUACUGAGUUCAGACACUAAAAAAUCAAAAAUGCUGAAAAGUUAAUCUACAGGGCAAAAACGUGUGAUUGUGUAAGUCGAUGCUACAUUUUGGAUUUAAUGUCACAAAGUGGAAACAUGGCCGAACAAGUUGUUGUUGUUAUUUUUGUUUUAUCACAUGUAUGUGAUAAGCAUCGGUACACCUCCACCUCCUCAGUGGUACUUGCAUAAAUGACUUUCAUGUCAGUCUUGCACUCUCUCUUUUUUUUUUUGUUCUAACUUAUUUGUUCAAUCAUGUUUGCCUUUUUAUUACCAAAUCAGCACAUUCCAAGCCUUUUCCUCUGAAUUUAGCCAGAAAGGUGUCAACCAAGUGGGUAUGUUUUGGUUUUGUUGUUCAAGCCAACUUGACUCUGACUUUUUCCUCUGUAUUUUGACAGUCCUUGUUUCAGUGGAAGCAGAUUCUCAUUGUUGAUGUUUUUUCCUGACUAUCGGCCAGGGUCAAUUUCAUGCGCCUCUUGAGCAAUUGAGCAUUUGAAAUGAAAACUUGCAGUGAUAAGUCAUCCUAAUGGAGCUACAUGUCCUGGGGGGGGCAUACAUCGAUUCACUGUUCAAUAUUUUCUGCCAACGCAGCGCAAUAUAAUGUGCAUUUGUAUUGUUUUAUUCUCUGAACGUCCUUUUAUGACUUUAUACCAAAGUUUAGCAGUAAAUGCUCUGGCAAUAUUCCAUGCUGCUUUUUUUUUUUUUUUUUUUUUGUAUUGUUGAAGUUUUGCAUUUUAUUUUCAAUAGUAUUUUGUUUACCUGUACAUUCUGUAAAGCAUGUCUAAAGAGCCUUUUUUUGUUACGUAGCCAUUACUCAAACAUUAAACAUGAAUUCUGAUAA
Thunnus maccoyii (southern bluefin tuna) is the source of this 6829-nucleotide messenger RNA. It is a transcript of the gene lrig2, whose product is annotated as leucine-rich repeats and immunoglobulin-like domains 2. The transcript is spliced from 18 exons. Gene Ontology annotation, molecular function: protein binding. Lineage: Eukaryota; Metazoa; Chordata; Actinopteri; Scombriformes; Scombridae. The coding region runs from base 499 to 3693 and encodes 1064 amino acids. The record is from RefSeq and is a predicted model, not a curated record.